AUGAGCAUGUUCGUCGCAAAGCCUACAUGCCCUCUGCUUGCAGCGCAUCCCUGGCACACGCAGGUCGUCAGCUGUUCUCCUCCCUGCCUGCUGCCCGACCGCCCUCCCCUCGCCCACGCCUCCUCUGCAGGGACUUCCCCUGCCACUGGUGCCCUCAUCCCUCUCGAUUUCACGGUGCACCCCUCCUCCACCAUGAUCUCACACGCCUUAUCUCACAUGCAACCUCUACCUAUCCCACCACCCCUCGCGCCCACCACGGGCCAUGGCAGAGACCUGCGCUUCACAGGUUUUUAUGGGGAAAUCCCUGCGUCCAUCGGCAAUGCUACCGGUCUCGAGCACCUUGAUCUAUCACGCGUCCGCAUUGAGGGACGCCUUCCCUCCACCUUCAGUCGCCUCACUGCACUCACCUACCUGUACCCCCUCACUCUCCCACUACUACCUAUCGUGCUGCCACUUCUCCCUUCCUCCCCCUCACUCACACACGCUCUUGCAUGUCAUCGUGACUUGUACCCCCUUGCUCCUCCCCACUCACUUGGCCCUCUCACUGCACCACCCCUCCUCCACGCUGCUCAGGUCCCUUGGCGAUCCAGUGCACUAUUGGCGCCAGGACUUGACACGUCUCUAGCUUUUGAGUCGACUCAAAGGCAACUCCUCCACGCGCCUCCCCCCCUCAGGUCCCUUGGCGAUCCAGUGUACCUUUGGCACGAGGACUACACAUGGCUCAAUGAGUUCCUACAAGACGAUUACACCGACAUUCACUCCAUCACGGCUACCAUGAAGGCUCAUGUGUUGCAAGGCCCCAUGGCAGACCUCUCCUGCCUCGCCCCACUCACUCGCCUACAGCACCUCGCUCUUCGAAACCUCAACCUCACGCCUGGCCCACUCCCGCCAGCACUCUCUGCCCUCACUCUGCUCACACACCUAGACAUUCAGUUCCUCCCAGCCACCAGCCUCCCCACAUGGAUUACCGCCCUCUCCUCACUCGAGUACCUGGAUGUCACCGGCAACUUUCAUGUGCACCGCUCUACACCGUUCCCCACCGAAUGGACGGCGCUCACAGGGCUGGGGAGUCUCCCCACUGCCUUGCCCACUAGCCAGCAGUGCGCUCUCCCCUCCCCUUGCACCUCCAGGCGGGCCGGUCUGAAUGGCUUCACUGGCUCUAUCCCCUCCACCAUCUCCGCCCUCACCGCCCUCUAUGACCUAGAGCUCUACUACAACAACAUCUCGGGCACCAUCCCUGCUGCCAUGGCCAACCUUACCCUCUCCUCCCUGAGCCUGUUCUCCAACAUGCUCUCGGGCACCAUCCCUGCUCUCGACUCCAUGUCGCUCUCCUCCCUGGACCUCUCGUACAACCACCUGUCGGGCUCCUUGCCCACUGCCCUUUGCUCCAUUGCAGACUCACUGAAGCUGGGUCACAACGAUCUUGAGGGGCCCAUGCCUGCGUGCUUUGACCGCGUCAGAGGUCACACUGAUCUGAGUUUCAACAACCUCUCAGGGCCCAUCCCAGUGACCUUGAGUCGCCACGCACUGGACAAUCUUCAUGUUCUCCAUUUCUCCCUUCUCCCUGCGCCUGUCUCCAUUCUCCCUUCUCCCCCCUUCGCCCCCAGGGACCUCACUAGCUCGGGAUUGACCUGUCCUUUAGACGGCAGCGAGUUGUCGGCGCCCACCACCCCGCCAUCAGCUUCCCAGGCGGCAUCUCAGCCUUCCCUCACAGCUUCCCCACCCUCACCUCCCACAACCGCAGCUAUUCGUUCCAUGCCACACGCUGCCACCAUCGGUCUUGUACUUGUUGUUGCUGCCGCUGCUGUUCUAAUGGUGCUUACCCUAGGGAAUAUUCGAACUCCCAAGGGCUUCAGUGCAGUCCCACCCUCUCAGACCGACAUUGAGCUGUGA
This is a messenger RNA of Closterium sp. Naga37s-1, 1893 nucleotides long. The record is from the annotation of a GenBank genome assembly. NCBI's taxonomy places the organism in Eukaryota, Viridiplantae, Streptophyta, Zygnematophyceae, Desmidiales, Closteriaceae.